This is a messenger RNA of Kwoniella shivajii, 1599 nucleotides long. RefSeq lists its product as uncharacterized. Gene Ontology annotation, cellular component: membrane. The transcript has 9 exons. NCBI's taxonomy places the organism in Eukaryota, Fungi, Basidiomycota, Tremellomycetes, Tremellales, Cryptococcaceae. The coding region runs from base 1 to 1599 and encodes 532 amino acids. Gene Ontology annotation, molecular function: transmembrane transporter activity. The record is from RefSeq and is a predicted model, not a curated record. Gene Ontology annotation, biological process: transmembrane transport.
AUGGCUACUCAUCAUGAUAGGGAAGAAGACAUCCUUCCUUAUGCACCAGACAACCAAGUUGAUCACCCCGCAAACCAGAUUGACAAAGCGAGUGACGGAAAAAUCGUCGAUCCUCUGAGUGGUGCGGCUAUCGAAGCCAAAAACAAAGCCGAAAAAUUAUUCGUUGCGAGAUUGGAUUUAAUCUUAUUGGUUUAUAUUUGCAUCUCACAAAUCAUUAAAGGUCUAGACCAGCAAAAUGUUGCUGCUGCAUAUGUGUCAGGAAUGAAGGAGGACUUGGAUAUUCAAGCGAAUGAAUACAACUAUUUCACUACCUAUUUCAAUGUCGGAUAUGCUGUCUUCGUUAUUCCAUCACAAAUCAUGAUGACUCUCGUGAGACCUUCAUUAUGGCUUCCCGGACUUGAGCUUGCUUGGGGUAUAAUUACUAUCGGUUUCUUCAAGAUCAAGACAGUCAAGCAGAUCUAUGCAUUAAGAGCUUUUGUCGGAGCGUUUGAGGCGUCAGCAUAUCCCGGUGGUAUCACUCUCUUGGCCUCUUUCUACACACCAAAAGAGCUUGCAUUCCGCAUCAGUUUCUACCACAGUUCGCAAUGGAUGGGCAGUAUGCUCGCUUCUGGAUUGCAGGCCGCUAUCUACCAAGGUAUGGAAGGACUUCACGGUAUCCCUGGAUGGCGAUGGAUGUUUCUGAUAGACGGUAUAAUUACGAUUGUCAUUGCAUUUGCUGGAUUCUUCCUUAUUCCUGAUUACCCUUCAAAGCCCAAUCCAUGGGCUUUCUGGCUCAAACCCGAACACUACCAGCUGGCGCAAGAGAGAAGUUUGAGGUUCCGGAGGGCCGAUAACAAAAGUUUCAACCGAUUUACGAUACUGAAAGCCGUGAAACAACCUCAGUUUUACCUUUUCCCGAUACUCUAUAUGACUGCUCAACUCGCUCAACAAGGUUAUCUUUAUUUCAAUCUUUUCCUCAAGUCAUUAAAACAUGCGGACGGAACUGCAGUAUGGUCCGUCGCCCAGAUUAACGCUUUGCCACUGGGAGGUUAUGCCAUCUCCAUUGUCUUGGUCUGGGGUUGGGGUUGGCUAUCAGAUCGAUUCCAAACUCGUUGGGCAAUCAUCUUCGCUCAAGCUGUCAUUGGCUUGAUUCCGGGUAUCAUCAUGUCAGUAUGGAAUGUCUCAAUCGGCGCCAAGUAUUUUUCGUAUUUCUUGAGUUUCACUUUCAUUGCCACUUCGCCACCUCUUUUCGCCUGGCUGAGUGAUAUGACUCCACACGAUACGGAGAUGAGGGCAUUCAUCAUUGGAUGCUGUACAGCCACAUGGUACGCCGUCAACUCGUGGGCGAAUGUUUUGAUAUGGCCAGCGAAAGAAGCGCCCCAUUACAGGAUAGGUUGGAAGUUGACUGUUGGAAUGUGGUUGUUCGUAAUGUUCGAGCUCUGGUUAAUCCAUUUCAUUGACAUCAAAUACGUCCGACCACGUAACCAGAAGAUUGGCCAGGAUAUGUAUGAGCAUGAUCAUGACAUCUCAGACGGCCACAAUGUCAAUGAAGAGGAUCCGUCGGAUUCGAAAAGAGCAGAUGACGAUUUGACCGUAGUCCCAGUCCACAGUAGGAAAUGA